This is a messenger RNA of Penicillium paradoxum, 360 nucleotides long. RefSeq lists its product as uncharacterized. The coding region runs from base 1 to 360 and encodes 119 amino acids. The record is from RefSeq and is a predicted model, not a curated record. The transcript has a single exon. NCBI's taxonomy places the organism in Eukaryota, Fungi, Ascomycota, Eurotiomycetes, Eurotiales, Aspergillaceae.
AUGUACUCCGUACAUCCCAGCUGUGUGCCUUCGUACAUUAUGCCUAAGCGCAAGCGCCCGGGCGGAUCCCCAUCCCCACCGCCCCGCUCCUCACAUCGUCCCCGCCAACCGCGUCAAAUCUUUCCGUCCCGAGGGACGUUUUGUUCGGUGCCCAGCUUCGCUCAGACUGAAGUCGAGAAGGCCGAUGACGGGAACAAUCUUAUAGCUCGCGCGCGUGAACGACUCGGGCGGUACGACAGUGCCAAUGAAUCUCAACAGCUACAAACCUGCUUUGAGGGACUGCUUGACUGGCUUCCGCCAGGAGGAAGAGACUCCACGCGCACGAUAUUCUCAAUGCGGAAGCUGGUGAAAUGUCCCUAA